Molecule: messenger RNA, 324 nt
Organism: Prunus armeniaca (apricot)
Lineage: Eukaryota; Viridiplantae; Streptophyta; Magnoliopsida; Rosales; Rosaceae
Source: the annotation of a GenBank genome assembly
AUGGAAGACUGGCUCCUUAUUUUACUACAGGACUUGGGUAAGGGAUAUUCUGAUUCUACUAUGAUAUUUCUAAACACUGAUUUGGGCAUCUGCGCGUUCUCUUGUAGGUACUCCCUUCUCUCUCAUUUGUGGCAAGUGAAGUGUGGUGAUCGGCUUCUCAACAAGGACAUAAGAUUACUUGUUGGAGGACUAGAAAUUUUAUGCUCCAACAAAGGACAAGUUCAAAUUCUAGGCCUACAGGGGCACAGGUUCUACAAACAGAGAAACUACAGAAUCCUUGAGAAAAAUUCCAGCAUGAGUAAAGCCAUCACCAUGCUUGUAUAA